Molecule: messenger RNA, 1489 nt
Organism: Durio zibethinus
Lineage: Eukaryota; Viridiplantae; Streptophyta; Magnoliopsida; Malvales; Malvaceae
Product: UDP-glycosyltransferase 90A1-like
Molecular function (GO): UDP-glucosyltransferase activity
Source: RefSeq, a predicted model, not a curated record
ACCAGAAUUCAGGAUUGCCACAACCACAGAUUCAUGAUUAAGCCAUAGAAAGGUGGAAAGAGAGUAAGAGGAAAGGACUAUGGAGACAAAUUCAUCUAAUUUUUCAUUCCACCGUGUGCUCCUCUUUCCUUUCAUGUCAAAAGGUCACACCAUACCAAUUCUCCCCCUAGCUCGCCUCUUACUCCGCCGUGGCUUCGCUGUUACAGUCUUUACCACGCCAGGAAACCGUCACUUUAUUGCUAAGUCUCUUGCUGACACUUCAGCAUCUAUCAUUGACAUUCCUUACCCUGAAAACAUUCCUGAAAUUCCAGUUGGUGUUGAGAGCACUGAUGCACUACCUUCAAUGUCACUCUAUGUUCCGUUUUGUAGAGCCACAAAGCUCAUGCAACCAGAGUUCGAAAGGAAGCUUCAGAGUCUGCUUCCUGUGAGCUUCAUGGUAUCAGAUGGGUUCCUUUGGUGGACUCUAGAGUCUGCAACAAAGUUUGGUUUCCCGAGGUUGGUGUUUUAUGGCAUGAACCAGUAUGCCAUGAGUGUGUUAAAAGCUGUAGCUGCAGACAGGCUUUUGUUUGGGGCUGAGUCAGAUGAUGAGUUGAUCACAGUUACUCAACUUCCAUGGAUUAAGGUCAGUAGAAAAGACUUUGAUCCAAAAUUCUUAAAGCCUGAUCCAAAUAGUCCUUCGUUGGAGUUAAUCAUGGAUCAAGUGAUAUCAACAACAAAGAGUUAUGGGUAUAUUGUUAACAGCUUCUAUGAGCUGGAAAAAUUUUUUUUUGAUCGUUGGAACAGUGAGGAAAGGCUCAAGGUAUGGUGUGUUGGACCCUUGUGUCUGGCUGAACCCCGCAAGGUUGAACAUGAACCCCAGAAGAAACCCUCUUGGAUUAAAUGGCUAGAUCAAAAGCUAGAUCAAGGAUGCUCAGUUUUGUAUGUAGCAUUCGGUACCCAGUCAGAGAUCUCAUCAGAACAACUUAAACAAAUAGCAAUUGGGCUGGAAGAAUCAAAGGCUAACUUCUUGUGGGUUGUAAGGAAGAAAGAAUCAGAAGUAAUGGAUGAAGGGUUUGAAGAAAGGGUUAAAGAGAGAGGUAUUGUGGUGAGAGAGUGGGUUGAUCAGAGAGAAAUAUUGAUGCACCAAAGUGUUCAAGGGUUUUUGACUCACUGUGGCUGGAAUUCAGUGUUGGAAAGCAUAUGCGCAGGGGUACCAAUCCUUGCAUGGCCAAUAACAGCUGAUCAGCCAUUGAACGCAAAAAUGGUGGUAGAGGAAUUAAAGGCAGGGUUAAGAGUCGAUACAUGUAAUGGGACAGCGAGAUCCGAUUUUGUGCAUUGGAAAGGAUUUAUGAAUAUGGUGAGGGAGUUGAUGGAAGGAGAGAUGGGACAAGAGGUGAGGAAAAAGGUGAAAGAACUUUCAGAGUUGGCCAAGAUGGCUAUGGAGGAGAACAGUGGAUCAUCUUGGCGGACACUAGACUUGCUCAUUAAUGAGCUCUGCAACAAGAAGUAG